Molecule: messenger RNA, 6058 nt
Organism: Spirodela intermedia
Lineage: Eukaryota; Viridiplantae; Streptophyta; Magnoliopsida; Alismatales; Araceae
Source: the annotation of a GenBank genome assembly
AUGGGACCUAUCUACUACAUCGUUGUUGCUUUCCCAUGCACUUUGGGGGCCAUUGCACUGGCUAUGUUGCAUAUCUAUAGGCACCUCCUGAAUUAUACAGAGCCAUCUUAUCAGCGCUUCAUUGUCCGCAUCAUCUUUAUGGUUCCGGUAGGCCCUCUUCUUUUAUAUCGAUAUAUCUUUUAACGUCUGCCAGGUGGUUGUUGGACAAUCGAAAAUUCAAUCAUUUGGUAAACCUGGCCGUCAAAUCUCUCAUGUUUAUUUAGGUCUCAUCUUAUUUAACGCCUUGUUUUGCGUUUUAAGUUAUUUAACAGCAUCUAAUUAUGCCCUUCAGCGUGCCCUCAUCUGCCAUCCCUCUGAAAUGAAUUUCAUAUCUGUUGUUUUCUCUGAAAGGAAGCACAUGAGAAGACAUUUGGUGCACCAUAAAUCCUGACUAGCUGAACUUUGGAUGCAUUUUAGUACAACUCUUUUUCUUAUUUUGUUUACAUAUCUGGUAAUACCAUACUCGUUUUUUCUUAUCUCUUUGUCUAUUGGUGCUUCAAUACUACGUCAUUCCAAAAGGGGAAAUAAUCGUAUCUGAUGGCUUUAUACAUCGUCAUUCCUAUGAAUAACCACUUUUGAAUCUGUUUAAACUCUUUUACAUGGAAUCAAGAUCAUAAUAAGCCUAGCUUGAGUUUGGCAAAUAAUCCCUUUAUACCAUGUGUUAGACUUUUAUCUGUGUUCUGGAGGCUGUAUUAAAGUCCAUUCGGUAUUUUUUGCAUAACACAAACUUUGACAUUCGUGGUGCUAAAGAAUGAAUGUAUGAGAAUUUCAUGGAUUUACCCAUUUAGAUAGUCCAUCCAGCCUAAUAGGAAUAUGACAUAGAUACUCUCAGGUUGCAACUGCAUCAUACCCUGUUUAUAUGGUAAAUAAUAGCGGCUCAAAAGUAAUACUUGGUGAAGAAAAUAGCAGACUGUAUACAUUUGAAUGGAGUCUUAAGAGAGUCUUGGGUAUCACGCUGGAAGAAACAAUGACAGCAUUGCCCCGUGAACAGCUAGGUCAAGUGUUCAAAACUUGGUAAAGAAGAGGUCAAAAGAAGUCAAAUAAAAUGGGGUAAGCCAAUAAUAUAUCCAUUGUAUAACUAUAAGGUCUUGGUUCCUAUUGUUAGCAUGAUGAAUGGAAUCAGUCACAGUGCUAACCUUCUAGUCACCAACACAGCAUGUGAAGAAAGCAUGGAAUAAGCAGAUACGAUGACUGAUAUAUGACUGAUUAACUGGUCUUAUUUACUUUAGCUUGUUCCGGGCAUCCUUUGUAGGUGAAAUGGAGCUGAAUAAAGCUAAAUUUAUGGAUUUGAUGUUUUAUUGUGGUACGUUCAAACUGUCUGUCUGAUGGUAAGGAGUCAUAGGCGGAUGCAAUGAACGAAACGUAGACAUACUUAUCCACUCUUAGUUCUUCAUUCCACUCCAUGUUGUGGACGCAAUCCAACCAGUAAGAUACAUUUUUAGUUGAUCAGUUCUCCCACUGACCUUUUUUCGGCCAUACCUCUUGUUGGAAGCUUAGGCUCAAAUUUUUCGGCCUUACCAUCUAGUUAGUCUGCAUUUCUGUCCAAAAAUUUGUAUUACUGUAUUGACUAGUUUAAUACACCAAAUCAGUCUGAAGGCGUGACUCAUAUGUUAACUUCACCCGCACUAGGGAGGGGGCAGGGUUUGGUACAUGUGUGAUGCUGUGGCGGCUGAAAACCAUUAGUACCAGUGGUCUAAUCUUCAAUAUGAGCAUUCCAAGGCCUUGAUUGGUAGUAGUUUUCUAAUUAUUCGACUAGUGCAGUUUCUAGUUCUGCCCCCAUCAUGCUCCUACUGGAAUUAUUUAUCACCAUUUUUUUACCCAGGAUCAAUCCCUCUUGUCAAUGCAUCCUCCAGCAGUGGCAUUAGCAGAUAAAAUGGCUGUCAUUCACUGCAAACCAUGUUUUUUACUUUGAAAUGUCUUUGUCCAUCUCCCCAGGAUGAUGCUGCGAUGUUUUGUAGUUGGGGAAUAGCCUUUUUCGUUCGCUACUAAUAUUGAUCCCAUCUAAAAUUCAGUGCAACUAUAAGCAUGGCCAAGUCAUCUGUGUGAAGUAUGCUCCCUACCUCUUCUGCAACCCUAAUAACCUCUCCCUCCAGAGGUGCAACUGGACACCAUCAAUAUCUAGUCAUACAUUCAGGGCUCUUCAUCUGUUUGGUCCUAUUUCAGGGUUUCAUCUAUCUGCUGGCACCAUACUGCCUCCAGAGAUCCCACCAAACACGGCUAGGUCUGGUUAUUAAAGAAGUAAUUCCUAUACCUCGUCCUCGGGGGUAUUAAAAUCCCAUCUCUUCCAUCUUGCUGUCAACGAUGCCUGGUACUACAAGAAGACUAUGCAGAGGUACAGAGUGACCUGGUAGGAUGCGAAAUCCUCUGUGAGGCAUAUAAUAUUGUAAAUGUGGAGAUGACCCACGAUACUGCAGACUUGGCACAGCCAUGCAACUGCAGUGAUGGGAAGAGUUGAGGCUGUAGAUAAGUUAAGAGUAGAAUCAGUUUCUAUAUUUGUCUACUGUUUCAGCUGGAACGUUCGGAUUGUUAUAUGCCGAAAUUAUUUGAUUUUUUCGUGUUAUGCUUAACAUACCUCACUCUUGAAGAUCUGUGCUGUAAUGGCCCCAAAUCCAUAGUCAGUUGUGCGAACUUGAAACUUCUUAUUUUAGACUCCCUCCUUUCUGAUUUUUUCGUAGAAAUUCAGUGUUAGAUGCGUCCAUGUCAUCUGUCUAAGCAGCGUUCCCAUUAUUCCUUAUAAAACGAGUUUUUUUUUUGUGCUUUGUUGAUUAUGUCGUCUACUGAAGAUUCAUAGCAAGAACAUUGGAAAGGUUCCUAGUAUGUUAAUGUAAAAUUUAAUUAUCACCGUUGAGAAGAAGUGGGAAGUUUUAGAAGCAUCGGAGAAGUUAAUCUGCAUGAUCACUGUAGAUACUUUAAUUUGAAUGAUAUCUUUUCUGGGUCUUAAUCAGUGAUUUUUUUUCUUCUUCAUGGAGAUGUUUCUCUUUUUCCCAUUCGAUUCCUUGUAAAUCCUUGAAUUUUCUUGUGUGCAAUAUACGGAUUUUCUUGGCAGCCACUGACGUUUAUCUUUUUAUUUUUCUUUCAGGUUUUUGCGCUGAUGUCCUUCUUGUCCCUCGUACUGAACCAAAGCUCGAUUUAUUUUGAUUCAAUUCGUGAAAUGUGAGUACAUUGCGCCUGUCCACCAUGAACAUAAUUACGAGUUAUUCUUGAAAACGAAUCUGCAUCAAUCUGUGAUUCUUACGUUUAAAAUUUUAUUAUUCUCUCGUUACCUAUCAGUGCGGCUUACAUGUUAAAGUUAAGAUGGUGCAUCUUGCUCCAAUGACGAUAAAUGAAACGCUGGAAUUUUUUCGUCAUUCAUGAUAUUACAUAUUUUAUUGUAUCACUAAAUAUUUGACAUCCUUGGUUUACAUAUUGUGCUCUGAAGCAGACUCUUUAACCUUAGCAUUGCUUGGAAAAGACCAGAGUCAAUUCCUAUUAUGACCUGGAACAUUAUAUGGAACCUCAAUUGAGAACCGACAGCAGCUGAAGGAUGGUGAUGGAACUACAUUAUUGUUUCGUAGUAGCUCGUGUGAAGGAGAGAUAAAACUGGUUUGGUUGAGGAAACGGAACUGUUCAUUAUAAAAUUGCACCUGGAAGGAUUUACCAACUUAGCUAAAGUACGUAUCAAUAGAGAAAGAGAAAGGCUAUUCCUGAAUCAGCGAAGCGAUUACCAGAAUUAAUGAGAGUGGAAGUUGCUAAAUUAGAUCUUUCCAAUAAACCCCUAGGUAAAGGGCUGAAGCUCCUGGGACAAGGGUUUUAUUAAAAAGUAAGUGUUAGUUGACUGCUCAGAUAUUGUGAUUACCUUGGAAAAAUAGCACAAUUGUUGUGCACUGUAUGAUGAUCGGUAUGGAAAAAUCACACGCCUCAAUACCAGACAGGUAUAAUUGCCUCAUAAUGCUUUCUGGGUGAAGACGGUUUUCUUGUGAGUGGAUAGUACCAUCUAUUCAUCAAAUAUUUAAUUUAACAGGGGAUAUGGUAGUAUAUCCAAACAAGCUAGCCUAUUGUGUAUUCAUGAAAUACGUGUAUUCAUCUUUAUUAGUAAAGUUGUUAAAACGAUGUGAAGGAAUAUAUAUAUAUAUAUAUAUAUGUAAGAUCUCCAGAGAUGGAGAGGAAAGAGUUCUACAGAUCAAUGCCUGUCUGAGGAAUACCCAGUGGCUUAUUCAAUUCAGAAGUGACCGUACUAACUGAAGAUGACAAAUUUCUGAAGAUCUGACAGGAUUCUGUUUUUGUUGAUGAAAAUGCAAAUAUGGGUAGGCUUUUAUUCGUCUAAGAAUUUCCUAAAAUAUUAAAAUCUUCCGUCGUUUGUCAAAGGAGACUUUCUACGUUUCUACCUUGAUGGAAUUAGAAAGUUGUCCCAGUGUGAAGGACAAUUUCAUUUUUUCCGUCUCUCUACUUGAAUACAAAACUUUUAUGGAAUGUGGUGCUGAAGUUCCUGUGUAAAGGAGUAGUGAUUUCCGUGGACCAUAAUUGAUUCAAAAUUCUCUUACUGUUGUGUUGUUUCCAAUUUGAUGUUUUUUCAGCUAUGAAGCUUGGGUUAUCUAUAAUUUCCUUUCGCUUUGCUUGGCAUGGGUCGGAGGACCUGGUGCUGUCGUGUUAAGUCUAAGUGGUCAAGCUUUGAAACCAUCAUGGUGGCUGAUGACGUGCUGUUUUCCUGCUAUACCUCUCGAUGGGUAUGCUCCUCAAUCAUUCACUUCAUCUUAUUUAUUUACUAGCCAAUUCAUGCAAUGGAAGACAAAAUUUCAGCAAAGCUACAGCACUAAAUAACUGUCCCUGUUGAUGCAUUCGGACCCUUCUGUGGUUGAACAGGCGAUUUAUUCGGAGAUGCAAGCAAGGCUGUCUGCAGUUUGUGAUUCUGAAACCCAUCUUAGUCGCCAUUACCUUCAUCCUCUAUUCAAAAGGAAAGUAUGAAGAUGGAGAUUUCAGCGUCAAUCAAGCAUAUCUGUACAUCACAAUCAUCUACACCAUCUCAUACUCCAUGGCCUUGUAUGCGCUGGCUCUCUUCUACAUGGCCUGCAGAGAUCUUCUUAGGCCGUUCAAUCCGGUCCCAAAGUUCCUCCUGAUCAAAUCUGUUGUUUUCCUCACGUAUUGGCAGGUACCUCCUCUCUUAAAGCUUCUAUUGUGCGCAUCUUCCUGGGGAUUGAUGGGUUCGCUUUCAAGAACCGCCCAUCAUUCUCUCUCCAAACCUUGUUUCGUCAUCUGAGUUGGUCAAAGACUCAGAUGGCUACCUAACCUUGGCCAUUGUCCUCCUCCACACCUUUCAGGGAGUCUUGGUCUUCCUCGCCGCCAAAUCGGGCCUAAUAAAGGGCGCCAAUGAAGCUGCCGACGUCCAGAACCUCAUCCUUUGCGUGGAGAUGCUCGCUGCCGCCGUGGGCCACUUGUAUGCUUUUCCCUACAAGGAGUACGCGGGUGCCAACAUCGGUGGCGCAGCGGGCGGCUUCACCGGGAGCCUCGCCCAUGCUCUCAAGUUCAACGACUUCUACCACGACACCGUCCACCAGGUGAACUCCCCAGACCGGACCAGAGGGCAUAUUGCAGCCUUCAAUCAUCAUCGUCAUCAUCAUCACCUGUAGUGCACGUUUUGAUUGAUCUUCGCCGGCGUGGGGUUCCCUUGCAGUUCGCCCCAACUUAUCACGAAUACGUGCUCUACAACACCAGCGAGGGCGACGAGAGCGCGAGGAAGUACCGGUCGCGGACCUUCGUGCCCACCGGGCAGGAGAUGGAGUCCGUCCGGAGGAACAGGCACGCCGCCGGCACCCGGCUCGACGACACCCAGCUCUCCAGCGUCUCCUCUUCUGGCUGCAGCACUCCAAAGGCGCCCGGGGCAACCCCCGAACAACAGGCGGACCCGGAGCAAGUCAUGGGGUCCUCCCUCCUGCAGGAAGCCUCCGCCUCGGCCGGGCAGCCUUACGACCUCUCGGUGCUGCUCGACAUGGGCAGCUAUCCCGCAAGUGUCCCCGCCGCUGAGCACGGCUCGGGCAAAAGAUGA